UCCAUUAACAAGAGUGUUAGGUGGACCCUUAUUUUUAUACAUAUCCCAGUCUUCAUUUCUGGCUUCGAACACUCCCCCACUUUAUAAUUUCCACCUUUGCCUGCAUCUCCGAUCACACCCAGCCGUGAUAUCACAGGAAAUUCCAUCCCGGGUAUGCCUCCAAAACUGAAAACAUCAUCUCUUCACUCACAGUUGACAGUGGCUCUCUCACUAAUGCCCUCACACAGAUCUCGUCAUUUUCUCUCUCCGUAUUCUAUUUUAUUCAAGCCAAACGUUACCACCUACCUUCAAACCAUUAUUCACCGUUUCUUUUCUGACCAAUCAUGGCUCUCUGUUCCUGGAAACCCCCUCAUCAAGUGGCCCUCACAGUCCCACCACCCACACUGCCCUCCAUCCUGCCCAAUCCCCAAUCCUAUUUCUAUCCAUAACCCUGACCCCAAAUUUUCACAAAAUGACUUCUCCACCAUUUCUAACCUCUUUACUGACCCCAAUGUCUCUCCUGGUCCAGCCUUUGAGGCUGCCUUGGACCAGACCGAGGUUGAACCAGACCCAAUUCUGUUACAGGCAUUGUUUGACCGUUUUGAUUCGUCUCCCAAGUUACUGUACACACUCUUUUUUUGGGCUGAGAAGCAGCCUGGGUUUCAAUCUUCUGCAACUCUCUUCAACUCAAUGAUCAAUAUGCUUGCAAAAUCCAAGAAGUUUGAUUCCGCAUGGUCACUGGUUCUUGAUCGGGCUGCUUUGGUUUCAGGUGACACAUUUGCUAUCAUCAUCAGACGAUAUGCUCGUGCAGGUAUGACCCAACCUGCAAUACGGACAUUUGAAUUUGCAUGUAAUUUAGAUCCAAUUCGUGAAUCACAUUCAGAGAUGAGCUUGUUUGAGAUUUUGUUGGAUUCCCUUUGUAAGGAAGGACAUGUAAAGGCAGCUUCAGAAUAUUUAGAUCAGAAAAGGAAGUUGGAACCAAGUUGGGUUCCAUCAGUAAGGGUUUAUAAUAUAUUGUUGAACGGAUGGUUUCGAUCGAAGAAGCUUAAACAUGCAGAGAAGCUUUGGGAGGAGAUGAAAAUGGAUGAUGUGAAACCAAGUGUUGUGACAUAUGGUACUCUUGUAGAAGGGUACUGUCGGAUGCGAUAUGCUGAAAGGGCAAUUAAAUUGGUGCAUGAGAUGAGGAAAGAAGGAAUUGAGCCAAAUGCAAUUGUGUAUAAUCCAAUAAUUGAUGCAUUAGGGGAAGCUCAAAGGUUUAAGGAGGCAAUGCGGAUGUUGGAGCGGUUUUUGGUUCUAGAAUCAGGCCCCACUAUCUCGACAUACAAUUCUCUGGUAAAGGGUUUUUGCAAGGCAGGAGAUCUUGCAGGGGCUAGUAAGAUCCUUAAGAUGAUGAUAGGUAGGGGCUUUGUCCCGACUCCUACAACCUAUAACUAUUUCUUUAAGUACUUUUCUAAACAUGCGAAGAUUGAGGAAGGGAUGAACCUUUAUACCAAGAUGAUUGAAGCUGGGUACACACCAGACCGACUUACUUACCAUCUUUUGAUGAAAAUGUUAUGUGAGGAGGAGAGACUGGACUUGGCAGUUCAGGUUAGCAAGGAAAUGAGAGCUAGGGGAUGUGAUAUGGACUUGGCUACAAGUACUAUGUUGGUUCAUUUGCUUUGUAAAAUGCGUAGUUUUGAAGAGGCUUUUACAGAAUUUGAGGACAUGAUUCGGAGAGGCAUAGUUCCUCAGUAUCUUACCUUUCAGAGAAUGAAUGAUGCAUUAAAGAAAGAAGGAAUGAUUGAAAUGGCACAGAAACUACGGGGCAUGAUGUCUUCUGUCCCUCAUUCAAUGAAGUUGCCGAAUACAUAUAGCAGAGAUGGAGAUGCAUCACGUGCAAGGAGAACAUCUAUAAUGCGAAAAGCUGAGGCAAUGUCUGAUUUGUUAAAGACUUGUAAAGAUCCAAGGGAACUUGUCAAUUGUCGUAAUUCAUCUGAAAAUGUUGUAUCAAGUGCAAACCUGUUGAUAGAGGAUAUUAAGAAAAAGGCCGACAAGACAUGAAUCUACUACUACUUAAAAAUAAAAGCUAGCCUGAGUUAACUCGUGAA
This is a messenger RNA of Quercus robur (English oak), 2066 nucleotides long. Its product is annotated as pentatricopeptide repeat-containing protein At5g11310, mitochondrial. The coding region runs from base 154 to 2019 and encodes 621 amino acids. Lineage: Eukaryota; Viridiplantae; Streptophyta; Magnoliopsida; Fagales; Fagaceae. The record is from RefSeq and is a predicted model, not a curated record. Gene Ontology annotation, molecular function: protein binding. The transcript is spliced from 3 exons.